CCCGCUGGGCGAACGGCUCAUUCCGGCAGUUGGCGAGCACCGACGGCAGAGGCUGGCAGAGCAGUGCCUCCCAUGCGGUCCCGAACACCCGCCCGCCCGCCUUCCCGCCCUCCUGCUCGCGCCCUCACGCACUCGCUCUCUGUUCUCGCUGGUUUCAGAAGACUCGGGGCUGAGCUGACUGCUAGGCCCGACGUCGUGGCCCGCUGAGUGUCCGCCGAGCAGAAAGACCGAGUGAACAGAGCCAAAAGACAAAAGUGGACUGAGCCGCACCAUGGCGCGGUGGGCGUAACUCAGCGCUGGCUGGUGACGCGGCGGUGCGAGUGCGACCCCCGCCCGCCGCUCUAGCCCUCGCCCGCUUACCACGCCCUGACCCACGGCCGCGCCCUCUUUCUUCGCGACGAGCGCCCGCCCUCGGCCGCCGCAUGGCCCAGCGCCCACUAUGGUCGACGACUUCGAACUGGAGAUCCUGGAGCUGGAGGAGGAGCAGGCGCGCCGCCGGAGGAGGAGCCGUGUCGUCAGCAGCUUCCGGCGCGAUGUCCCUCGCACGUCGAAGGCGCGCCCGGCGCCCGUCCUGCUCGAUCACGUCAUCGAGGGCUGGGGCUCCAAGGGUGGCGACGCGGGCGGCGAGAAGGGCGUGAGGGCCCCUACGGCGAAGGCCCCCACCAAGAAGACGCCGCCGCUACACUCCAGCAUCUACGAGACGCUCAACAACCUCUUCAAUGCGAGCACGCGGGAAAUCGAAACUGAGCGGCGCAUCAAACCAAACAAUCCAGAGUUCAACGCGCAGUUUAAUUAUGCCAAAAACUACAUCAAGACCUCCAAGUACACGCUGCUGAACUUCGUCCCGUACAACCUGUUCGAGCAGUUCCAGCGCCUGGCCAACUUCUACUUCCUGUGCCUGCUGGUGCUGCAGCUGAUCCCCGUCAUCUCGUCGCUCACGCCCGUCACCACCGCCGUCCCCCUCAUCGGCGUGCUCAUGGUCACGGGCAUCAAGGACGCCUACGAUGACUUCCAACGACACCGCAGCGACAACCAAGUGAACAGGAGAAAAUCCUACGUGUUGAGAAAUGGCCAGCUGGCAGAAGAGAUGUGGAGUAAGGUGGAAGUGGGCGAUGUGAUCCGGAUGGAGAAUAAUCAGUUUGUGGCAGCCGAUGUCUUGCUGUUGUCCACGUCUGAACCCAACGGCCUUUGCUAUAUUGAAACAUCGGAGUUGGACGGGGAGACCAACCUGAAGUCCAAGCAGUGUCUGCCGGAGACGGAGGACUUCGGGCAAGAUGUUGGCCGCAUCGGGUCGUUUCAGGGGGAAAUUCGAUGUGAACCCCCGAAUAACCAGCUUAAUAAGUUCGAUGGAACCUUGUACUGGGAGAACCAAACGCAUUCUUUGGACAACGACAAGAUCCUGCUGCGUGGUUGCAUCCUCCGGAACACUCAGUGGUGCUACGGCGUGGUCAUCUUCGCCGGCAAGGACACCAAACUCAUGAUGAAUUCUGGGAAGACAAAGUUCAAACGCACAAGUAUUGAUAGAUUGUUAAACUUCAUUAUUUUAGGGAUUGUAUUUUUUCUGCUUUCUAUGUGCCUAUUUUGCACUGUAGCCUGUGGAAUAUGGGAGACAUUGACAGGUCAGCACUUCAGAAUUUACCUGCCAUGGGAUAGUCUUGUACCACCAGAGCCAGCUGGUGGUGCUGCUGUGAUAGCCCUCCUGGUCUUUUUCUCAUAUGCAAUUGUCCUGAACACCGUUGUGCCUAUUUCUCUAUAUGUUAGUGUGGAAGUAAUUCGAUUAUGUCAGAGCUUCCUCAUCAACUGGGAUGUUGCCCUUUGUUAUACUCCUACUGGGGUGCAUGCAAAAGCACGCACAACCACCCUGAAUGAGGAGCUUGGCCAGAUUGAAUAUAUUUUCUCAGACAAGACUGGAACUUUGACACAGAAUAUUAUGACAUUCAACAAAUGUUCUAUAGCUGGAAGAUCAUUUGGAGAUAUAAUAGAUCCAAGAACAGGUGAAAGUUUGGAAAUUAGUGAGUCAGGAACUUGGGUCAGGAAGAAAACGAAGAAGUCAUCAAGCAAUCGAAAUGCCAACCUGAGAACCUCGCCUGAAGCCACAGCGGACCUCAUUGGUCCCUUAGAUGAGACUGAGGUCAACCUGCUGAGCGACGAAGAAUACCGACAGUACACAAGAUCAGUGGAUUUGUCACACAACCCGUACCAUGAGUCAAGCUUCAAGUUUUAUGACCAUGCACUGACAGAUGCUCUAGAUGCCAGUGAUCCCAGCUGUGAGCUCUUCUUUCGACUCCUGGCACUUUGUCACACUGUGAUGUCAGAGGAUAAAAAUGGAAAAUUGGAAUACCAAGCACAGUCACCAGAUGAGGCAGCGUUGGUCUCAGCGGCUCGCAACUUUGGUUUUGUUUUCCUUUCUCGCACGCCAAAUAGUAUUACCAUAUCAGCAAAAGAAAAUGAAGAAGUAUAUGAGCUGCUUUGUAUCCUUGACUUUAAUAAUGUCAGGAAAAGAAUGUCAGUAAUUCUCAAGAGAGAUGGUAAAAUACGUCUCUAUUGUAAAGGCGCCGACUCCAUAAUAUACGAAAGAUUAAAAGAUGGGCAAGAAAGUUUGAAAUAUCAUACUCAGGAGCAUCUGAAUAAAUUUGCAGGCGAAGGUUUGCGAACACUAUGCCUUGCGUACAAGGAUUUAGAUGGAGAAUAUUUUCAAGAUUGGAAAGCUCGGCAUCAUGAAGCUGCCAUUUCUCUGGACAGGCGAGAGGAGAAAUUAGAUGCUAUUUAUGAAGAAAUUGAAAAGGAUCUUAUUCUCUUGGGAGCUACAGCUAUUGAGGACAAACUGCAAGAUGGAGUGCCUCAAACCAUAGCCAAUCUUGCAGUUGCUGGCAUUAAGAUCUGGGUGCUUACAGGUGACAAACAGGAAACUGCAAUCAAUAUUGGUUAUUCCUGCCAGUUGUUGACAGAUGAUAUGCUUGAUAUCUUCAUCAUCGACGCCCACACUGCCUCCGAAGUUGAAGAUCAGCUCAAGAAAUAUCGUGAGGAGAUUCGCAAUGUUAAUGCUACAAGUCAACCUCAGACAAAUCUAUCAGUUGUCACAUUCAGUGAUGAAGGCGUUGGGCAGGACACCCUGAGUGAUGCUGGUGAGCCAAAUGGAGGCUUUGCUCUGGUCAUUAAUGGACACUCCUUAGUUUGGGCUCUCAGUCCCAAGUUUGAGCAGCUUUUCCUGGAAGUUGCCAGUCAGUGUAAAUCCGUUAUUUGCUGUAGAGUGACACCCUUGCAAAAAGCCUUGGUUGUUGAUUUGGUGAAACGCUACAAGAAAGCAGUGACUCUGGCAGUGGGUGAUGGAGCUAAUGAUGUGUCAAUGAUUAAAACUGCUCACAUUGGAGUAGGUAUAUCUGGCCAGGAGGGCUUACAAGCAGUCUUGGCAUCGGAUUAUUCAGUGGCGCAGUUCCGUUUUCUCGAGAGACUGUUGCUGGUGCACGGGCGUUGGUCCUACUACCGGAUGUGCAAGUUCCUUAGAUACUUCUUCUACAAAAACUUUGCUUUCACUUUAUGCCACUUUUGGUUUGCCUUCUUUGUGGCAUUCUCAGCACAGACACUGUUUGAUCCCAUGUUUAUAUCAGUCUAUAAUCUGUUCUACACAUCGAUGCCUGUGUUGGCUCUCGGCAUCUUUGAACAAGAUGUCAAUGCAGUGAAUAGUAUCAAGUUUCCCCGUCUCUACAGCCCUGGCCUCAACAAUGCUCUGUUUAAUAAACGAGAAUUCUUCAGAUCUGCCCUUCACGGAUUUCUAACCUCUUGUGUCCUGUUCUUCAUACCCUUUGGUGCAUACUACAAUGGCAUGGAUCAGGAUGGACGUAGCAUGGCUGAUCAGCAGACAUUUGGCAGUGUCGUAGCAACAAUACUUGUCAUUGUAGUCACUGUACAAAUUUGUUUGGAUACAUCAUAUUGGACCAUGUUCAACCACGUCACAAUAUGGGGAUCUCUCAUCUUUUACUUUCUGUUGCAAUACUUCUACAACUUCGUCAUUGGUGGUGAAUACGUUGGAGCUCUAGCAAAGGCCAUGGGUGAGCCAAUGUUCUACUUUACCUCGCUCCUAACUAUCGUGGUGUUGAUGCUGCCUGUGAUGGCGUGGCGCUUCUACUGGGUGGACGUCCACCCCACUCUCUCCGACAAGGUGAGGUUCAAACAGCGCCAUGAUGCAAAGAUGGCAAGCAAGAGAUCUGACCACGACAUGCUUCGCACUCCAUCGGCAAGAAGAUCACGGCGAUCCAUCCGCUCGGGUUAUGCGUUUGCCCACCAGGAAGGGUUUGGCCGCCUCAUCACAAGUGGAAAGAUCAUGCGGCCAAGAAAUCCAAAGCCUGGCGCCAUGUCCAAUGGCCGAACCUCAAAUCUUCGUCCAGAUGCCAACAGAGUUUCAGUGGUGGCAACAGCACCCUCUACGGUGGAGGUGUAAUGAUCACCUUUUGUACUUAUCAGUUGUGAAUGUGUGUGUGUGUGCGCCUGUAUAUAUAAUAUAUUGUGGUGAUGAAAUAAUGUUUGGGGAUAUUUAUUUGAAUCUGCCACUGGUGCCAAUAGUUUGAUUUAGGAAACUAGAAAACACUUAGUAAAUACAAUUCUUUUAUUAAUACAGUAUUUGAAAGUUAUUUUCCUAAUAGCUUAUGUGAACCUAGGUGAUAAAGGCAGAGCCUUAUUAUUCUUGUAAAUGGAGAAAUGUCUGUGUGAGAGGAAAUAUCAAAGAAAAAUGAAAUUUGGAAAAGUGAACUUCAGAUGAAGACAUUAGUGAUAAAGCUAAGAAAAGAAAGAGAAAAGUGUUUGAAAACUUAUGCAUGGAAUGCCAAGUUUUUUUUUUUUUUUUUUUUUUUAUCCCAAAAUGAAAAGCUAAGAUUGCCUUGACAUGUACUUAGGCCAUGAUGGAGGUGCCACAAGGUGCUCCCUUCUCAUAAGUGUACUUAUGCUAGAUUUCUCAGGUUUUCUUUCUUUGAUAUGAUUUGUUUUUCUUUUUUUCCCCCCUCUCUUUCUUUGUCUAUUAAUGUUGAAGUUAUUAUUUAUUUUCCUUAGAUUUUUUUUCUCAGUCAACUAAUUGUUUUUAUGCAUGUGUCCAUCUCUGUGGUGGAAGUGUUGGGCAAGGAACAAUGUGUGGUGGCAUUUGAGGGUUGUUCUUGUUUCAUCAGUUAAUUGUUUUCUUUCUUUUUUUAUUUUAUUUGCUUUCUAACUUGUCCAUGAAAGAUGUACAUUUGUAGGUUUUAGUUAUGGUAAUGGAAUUCCAUAUGUGCUGAUUGAUAUACAUUCACAUGUAAUAAGAUGAUGUACAUGUUAAAACAUACAAUGCAUCCAUACAUUUUACUUUUUUUUUUUACACAAUUUCCAACUUCUGAUUACUUACAGAAAAAGAAUACACAUUUACAUUUUCCAACUAGUCAUUGUUCUUUCAUUUCACAAACCACUAUGCAAUAAUUGUACAUUAAAGCUACCAGUGGAAUAGCACUGACACUAUGCAUAAGCUCAUUUUCACAAAUUCAACCUUAUCCAAGACUACCCUUACUUUCAGUGUAUCUAGGGAUUGUUUUGCGACUGUAGAGAAUCUUACAAAUUCAAUUUAGUUUUUGAGAGAGAUAAAAGCUAUUGUAGCCUUCUUUUGGCUCCACACACACACACACACACACACACACACACACACACACACACACACACACACACACACACACACACACAC
Messenger RNA from Penaeus chinensis, 5698 nucleotides. RefSeq names its product probable phospholipid-transporting ATPase IM (gene ATP8B). The record is from RefSeq and is a predicted model, not a curated record. The coding region runs from base 440 to 4438 and encodes 1332 amino acids. Gene Ontology annotation, cellular component: plasma membrane. Gene Ontology annotation, molecular function: ATP binding; ATP hydrolysis activity; ATPase-coupled intramembrane lipid carrier activity. Gene Ontology annotation, biological process: phospholipid translocation; Golgi organization. Lineage: Eukaryota; Metazoa; Arthropoda; Malacostraca; Decapoda; Penaeidae. The transcript has 28 exons.